AUGAAGCAACAUCGGGGAGUAUGGUUGAAUUAGGGAGGGGUCGACUGAAGAACAACAACAGCAGAGAGAGGUGGAGGGAGGAGGAUAGAACAGUAGAUGUUAGGGAGUGUGGUGGACAGAACUACAUGGGAAAGAAUGAAGGAAAGAGUGGAGGAUAAGGGGAUAGAUUAUAUGAAAGGCGAUGCUCAGUUGAACAAUUUUCCAAGGUGAAUUAGAGUCCGAAAUGGCAGCAUAUUCCCUAUAGAGCACUAUGGGCCCUGGUGAAAAGUAGUGCACUAUUAAGGGAAUAGGGUGCCAUUUGAGAAACUGCCCUAGAGUGAACAUGCUUAUGAGUUUGACAACAGUGACAUAAAGACACAAAACCAUCUACUGAUCACAGACAGGGGAACUGUUUCUAGAUCAGCACUCCUACUCUGAGACACUUUUUGAAUAAGGACCCAGGAGUUUUUCUUGAUCAGGUCACAUGGUCAUAAAAGACUCCUGGCCCUAAUAAUUUGCUGUAAAGCUUACAGCCAGCCACACAAUUAACUGACUCUCUGUUGCCACAUGGUUUGCUUCCAUAUCGACAAUAGUAAACGCUCAUCAGCUGCAACGGGUAGUUGUGCUUGGCUCUCUUCAGACUCCAGUAAGUGAUCGACCAUUGUGUCAGGCACACACACACACACACAAACUAUUGACCCCCAGACUACAUCUACUGGGCCUGGUGGAAGCCAACCAAUCAGAAGCCCAGCAUGACGUCAGGGGUGGAUGGUGCUUCCUGUUGUUCCUUCACAGAGGGACAAUAGCCUGUAAAUUCUGGCCACUGUGACUUUUACUGCCUCUUGUUACAUGCUGUGCCUACAUACAGUAUCAGUCAUUGUCAUAGGCUGGCUAGCACAGGCAGGUAGCUCUUUGUGCAUCUCAAAUGGCACCAUAUUCCCUAUAUAGUGCAUUACUUUUGACCAGAGCCCUAUGGGUCCUGGUCAAAAGUAGUGCAAUAAAAAGGGAAUAGUGUGCCAUUUGAGAUGCAGGCUGUGUCUUAUAUGCUUGUCUCUAGUCUUCUCCAAAGGUUAAUGUGGCAUGAGGUUGUAAUAUUGUUUCAUCAAUACCUAUAAUAGCAUAUAGGCCUCAGGCUACAUGUGAAGAACAGUGGUGUCCUACUGUCUGCUGUGAUUUAUAGUGUGCUUGAUAGUAACAUGUACUCAGUAAACAUCUAAGUGCAUUUUUAACAGCCUGCACAGAGGGCUUGAGCUAUCCUGAUUGCCAGUCUGUUUAGCUUAAAUUAUAAUCAAGAAUACGAGUGACUGUCGCCAUUUUCGUUUUCAGAGGCUUAAGUUACAGUGGCAUUGGGGGCAGCAGUCAGUAGUGAGAGUAGGUCUAAGACAAUACUGGUAAGCACCACGUAUCUGGGUGAUAUCUCGUGCCAGAUAUCUGGGGUUUAGGAGGGUAAUUCAGGUCUCCAUGUCUUUGACACAUGAACCAGGCUUGAACUGGCUUGAGAGGUAGAUCACAGAGAGAGAUGUCAAUACCGGACUGUCAUUAUUUCUCUGCAGCCCCUCCCUUCCUAGUGACAUCUCUCCAUAGAUCAGUGAUAUUGAUAGGUUAUGAUUCCAAUAAAAGUUGGUAUAUAGGUUAGGAGCAAACCAGGAACAUAAAAUCAACCUGGGGUUAAAUAUCAGGCGAUUCAGAAAAUAUGAAUGGCCAAACAUGUGGGCUGUCUGGGCGCGUCAGAUCAGUGUGGACACCGAUUUCUCUCCCGUUCGGAUCACUCAAGCUGGCUGUCACACGGAGUGAGCGCUACAGCUCCAAGUGAACAUUUUGAUCCGGUGUCACCCAUAGUCAACACGUAGCCUACGUCUCAGAUCCUUGGAUAGGAGAGAGGAGCGAGCAAAGCGCAGUGGACAUGCGGUAUGACCAGAUGACCCGCCGCGCCGUGACGCUCUACAGGUGUGUGUAGACGGGGCUCUGUUGAAUAAUAUGAAGCGCCAUGGCGUGGUGUGACCGUGGGGUUCAGACACUGCUGGCUACCGUGGGGGCUUUCGCCGCUUUCAGCCUCAUGACCAUAGCCAUCGGGACGGACUACUGGCUGUACUCACGGGCAUACAUAUGCAACGCAACCAAUGCCAGUACGGAUGACACCCAGUCACAACCCAAGAAGGCAAGGGGAGAUCUUACGCACUCUGGGCUGUGGAGAAUCUGUUGUAUUGAAGGGAUUAACGUAGGGAGCUGUUACCGUAUCAACCAUUUCCCAGAUGAUAACGACUAUGACACAGACAGCUCAGAAUACCUCCUACGUAUUGUGCGGGCGUCCAGUGUGUUUCCUAUCCUCAGCACCUGUCUGUUGAUGCUGGGGGGGCUGUGUUUGGCCGUGGGACGUAUCUAUAGCAGCAGGAACAGCAUCCUGCUUAGCGCCGGCAUCUUGUUCGUAGCCGCAGGCCUGAGUAACAUCAUUGGCAUCAUUGUCUACAUCUCCAGCAACGCCGGCGACCCCAGUGACAAGCGCGAUGAGGACAAGAAGAACACCUACAGCUACGGCUGGUCCUUCUACUUCGGAGCGCUGUCCUUCAUCGUGGCCGAGAUGGUGGCCGUCCUGGCUGUCAACAUCUACAUCGAGAAGAACAAGGAGGUCCGCUUCCAUGCUCGUCGCGACUUCAUCCGCUCCAUGUCCUCCUCCUCACCCUACUCACGCAUACCCAGUUACCGCUUCCGCCGGCGGACGUCCCACUCCAGCUCGCGCUCCUCUGACGCUUCGCAGGAGAACUCGCCGGCGAGGCUGAAGGGUGGGACCUCGGCAACGGGGCCGUUGGGAGAAUUGACCAUGUACACGUUGACCCGCGAGGGGGGUCUGAAAGGGGGCGUGCCGGAGAACGCAUACAGCCCCGAGCACGGCUCAGGCAAUUUCCUGCAGUUGCACAACUGCUUCCCCAAUGACCUGAAGGACGGGGUCAACCGGCGGACCACGCCCGUGUGAGAUGAGCUUUAGACGGGCCGGUGGACUGAGGAUGCCCCCCUGAUGUGGAUGGAGGAUGGAGGUAGGUCAGAGUCCGUGGUUCCAGGGAAAGACGGAGCCAGUGAAAAGACAAAGCCCCUCCUCAGUGAAAAACAACAUGAGGACGAGGACUGAGGACAUGGACAGAGAUAUAAGGUUAUAAAAUGUUGCCCGUGACAUGGUUUCUAAGGGUCACUGGACAUAAACAGUGCUUGGUUCUCUUCCUUGUUGUUCCUGUGUGCUUUUUGACUGCAACAGACUAGUCACCAUCAUUGUUUAUGUCGUACACUACAUACAAGAAAACCAUUCCCUUUAAAAUGUGUCCUUGAAAUGCUUAAAAGAGAAGAGAGUGGAAUAUCCUCUUGUUGAUGGAUUUUGAUUGCCAAUGUGUGUUGGGAAACUGUUGCGUGAAUUGUUCAAUGUACAACAUUUCACCCUAUUUUACCUGCUUUAAGUAUCGAACGUAGUUCAACUAAAUGUAUUGUCCAACCUGAAGCCCUCUGUCACCUUUGCAUGCUACUGUAUAGCCUACUGGAGUAGAGCUCUGUGUCUCUGUGAUAUCUGUUAGUAGCUACUGUUGUCCAGCCUUACUUUGUGUCACUGUCAGUUUAAUAGAGAAACAAAUCCAAGGAUUGAGUUCUCAACAAAGCCAUUCAUUUGUAUCUGGGAAAAACUAAAGGGACAUGACUGACCAGCGAACCCAUGUAAAACUUAGUUGGUUGUAGUUAGGUUAAGGUUAGGGGUUUGGUUAAGGUGAGGGUUAGAGUUAUGUUAUAUUAUGCCCUUUUUUUCCUGCAACCAUAGCCAUUUAAUUCUAGACACUUCUAUGAUUAAAUGACCAUCUGUUAUAAAAAAAAACACACAUCCAAACUACUGCUAAUUUCCAGAUUAAGAAUGUGUUGUACAUUUUCAAGUUUAAAAGAGAAAUGGCACCUUUGAAUGUGCAGACACUGAAUGUCCAGGUGAAUCCAGGUGAAAUCUAUGAUCCCUUAUUGAUGACACCUGUUAAAUCCACUUCAAUCAGUGUAGAUGAAGGGGAGCAGACAGGUUAAAGAAGGAUUGUUAAGCCUUGAGACAAUUGAGACAUGGAUUGUGUAUGUGUGCCACUCAGAGGGUGAAUGGGCAAGACAAAAGAUUGAAGUGUCUUCGAACAGGGUAUGGUAGUAGGUGCCAGGCACACUGGUUUGUGUCAAGAACUGCAAUGCUGCUGGGUUAUUCAUGCAGUUUCCAGUGUGUAUCAGGAAUGGUCCACCACCCAAAGGAUAUCCAGCCAACUUGACAACUGUGGGAAGCAUUGGAGUCAACAUGAGCCAGCAUCCCUGUGGAAUGCUUUCGACACCAUAUAGAGUCCAAACCCGAACGAAUUGGGGCUGUUCUAAAGGGCAAAAGGGGGUGGAACUUGAUAUUAGGGAAGUGUUACUAAUAUUUGGUACACUCAGUGUAUGUUUAAUUCUUUUUUUAAAUUGAAACUGGAUUGAUGACAUUUUAUCCAUAACUGCUAAGUCGAACCAGCUGUAUUAAAACUUAUCUCUGAUACCCUUCAUCCUACAGCAAUCUCAAUUCAUCCCCAUCUCAUCUCUGUGUCAAAGAUCAUUCCUACUGCUCAGUCACCAUAGAGUCCAGUCCAAUAUGGCUGACAUGAUGAUGUCAAUGGAACCUAUGGACAUUCUGCAAUCUUUAUUUAUUUCUAUGUCAGUCCCCAGUCCCCUUUCUUCCGUGUUCUAAUCUAAAACCCUACUGAGAUUUGACAUUGUGGGGGCACUGGUCACAGGAAAAGAGCAGCUAACAAAAGCCGACUCUCCCAGGAAUUGAGAGAGCACAGGACUUCUUUCAGCUUUUCAACAGCCAGGCCGGCGGUUGGAUAAGGAUCGAGAACCGACAGAGAAUGAAGUGGCUGAAAGGCUACCUGUCUGUCUGUCUGCUCUCUGUCUGGGUGGAUGUUUUCUAGGUCUCCACCGUCCAGUGCAGAACAGAGAAGUCGAUCUGAAGGUUGGGAGAAAAAAAAGUUAGCCAUCUCUCGAGAGGCCUAGCGCCAAUCCACAUCUGUAAACUGGAGCUCCAGUCAUCCAUGGCAUCCUUGUCCUCCAAACCUCUCUUUCAUUUUGGCUUCUCAGGAAAUAUUCCAUUAUAGCUUCUACAGUUCAACCCCUUGACGUCUGGAGAUUCAAGGAUUCACUGCUUUAUUGCCAUUGUUGUGAGGCAGAGAACUGGACUAUGGGCAGGGGAUUUCAAAGUGGAUGUUUGUCCCUGAGGGGCCACCGUAAACAGGAAAUGCUGAUAUCAUUGUGUGACCAUUGUUACAGUUUGAAACAGACGUGUGGUGGUUUGAAAUGUGAAAAUGUAUAUACAAAAGUCAAGCCAACACAAAGCAUGUAUAGAGUGUUGCUGAAUUGAAAUCACAUCUUUUAAUAGAAUAAUGUAUCAAACAAGAUGUGAUGACGGAAAAAGACUUUGAUAGUUUGUUGCAUCGGUCAUGCUUUUUACUCAUGGAGGUGGAUACCAUUGUUCCUGUCUGGGAUACCAUUUAAUACACUGAAAACACAUUCCCGUUCCCUUCUGUAGAGUGAUGAACGUAGAGGGAGAGGAACACAUGUCUUUUAUGCCUCUGUGCUCAACACCUAUAAUGUGUUUCAAUGUUCUAAACAGGACUACUAUUGAGCCUUGCUGUUAUAACAAUAAAACACACACACACACACACACACACACACACACACACACACACACACACACACACACACACACACACACACACACACACACACACACACACACACACACACACACACACACACACACACACACACACACAGUAUGCCUGUACUCUUCUCCUCUACUAACUCUGAGGAACUACCUGCUGAUUCCCAUCACAUCUCUGUUAGCUGAUAUUGCUGUUCUCUAUCUUUCUUUCAGUCUCCAUCCAACAGUCAACAUAAAGUUGUUACUAUGAAUGAGAAUA
Salvelinus fontinalis (brook trout) is the source of this 5924-nucleotide messenger RNA. RefSeq names its product voltage-dependent calcium channel gamma-4 subunit-like. The record is from RefSeq and is a predicted model, not a curated record. Gene Ontology annotation, molecular function: voltage-gated calcium channel activity; channel regulator activity. Gene Ontology annotation, cellular component: postsynaptic density membrane; voltage-gated calcium channel complex; AMPA glutamate receptor complex. Gene Ontology annotation, biological process: transmission of nerve impulse; calcium ion transmembrane transport; positive regulation of synaptic transmission, glutamatergic. Lineage: Eukaryota; Metazoa; Chordata; Actinopteri; Salmoniformes; Salmonidae. The transcript has 4 exons. The coding region runs from base 1967 to 2950 and encodes 327 amino acids.